AUGUUAUCAAUGAAUCUCUCAAUACUAUUUAUACAUUCUUAUCACAAAAAUUCUCUUAUCUUCAAAUCAAACAAAUCGUAAAUUUCUUACAAAAAAAGGAAGCUCCAUCCGUCUCUAUUCGUUGGUAAGUCUGUACGGCGGGCAAUCUUAAUCAACAGUGUUUUCAGAUCAGUAGCUAUGAGUAUGUGGGGGCCGCUGCUGUUGGUCCUAUGUGCAUGUGCCGUGAACGGAAAGUUGGACGAAGAUGAAGACCAAGGGUCCUCUGGAGAGCAUGACUUGGACGAUAGUACAGAGAAGAUCGGCGCUAGCAUCAGCACUAUCUACCAGCACCCGUAUGCCGCGACCCUCAACAGCAACGGCACCUACGUCUGCAGUGCCAUUGUGCUCAACACGUACUGGCUGCUCACACUCUCCAAGUGCUUCGAUGCAGGGAUUAUAUCAUCAUACGUGACGCACAAGAACCUCGGAAACUUCACAGUCAGGGCUGGCAGCUCCUACAAUAACAAAGGCGGGAACCUCUAUAAGAUAAAAAUGUUAAUAAACAACUUCGAUCUCCGAGUAUCAGCUGCGAAGCUGGAAUCUCCGAUGACCUUCAGCUCACAAGUACAAAACGUGAAGCUUCCAGAUGCUGAUGAUGACAUUACUCUUGGAUUCCUUGCCUCUAUCAUCGCAUGGACUCCUGGUGGCCACAUGCGGCUAGUCAACGCUCCGGUCAUCGACCCGUCUAUAUGCGAGGCGAACACCAAGAUGCUACCAGGGCACUAUGUCUGCGUAGGAGGUGUGCAAGACCCCAACAGGCACUUCUGCAGGACGCUUCUCUUACAGAGAGACAACGGCGGCGCUGUCAUCCAAAACGAUACCCUCGUAGCCAUCUCCUCAUUCAUCAACACCUGCGCCCUCUACUCCAAGACUCACGCCUUCCCGAAGGUGGCCAGCUUCGUCCGUUGGCUGGACUCCAUCAUCUGGGACGAAGACGUGAGGCCAACAACACCAGAACCUCCAACCACAGCAUCAGGAACAAAAGUCUUACCAAACUCAACUAAAGGGCCAAACAACCAACCUUAUUACGCUGAUCCGGGGAAAUUCAUGUUAACCUUACCUUUUGAUCCAAUCAACGUGCCUCUAGAACCAGCUGAAGACAAUUCUGUGUUACCAAGGAUGAGUCUUUACGAGUCGUAUCUACAGAGUCUUGCGAAAGCAAAGACGUCGACGACGGAGGACACCAGUGUUCCGGAUCAGAAGACCGAGCCGGUACAGCCUUACGUCAAGCCAGUUAGACCACAACAGAUUUACAGGCGAAUGCCUAAGAAAUACGACCGUUACGAUUAUCAUUAGUUUUUGGUUUAAAAUGUAGUUGUAAAUAAUUGUUUCUAAGUUCUAAUAAAU
Messenger RNA from Trichoplusia ni (cabbage looper), 1386 nucleotides. Its product is annotated as trypsin-6-like. The transcript is spliced from 6 exons. NCBI's taxonomy places the organism in Eukaryota, Metazoa, Arthropoda, Insecta, Lepidoptera, Noctuidae. Bases 178 to 1335 code for a protein of 385 amino acids. The record is from RefSeq and is a predicted model, not a curated record. Gene Ontology annotation, molecular function: serine-type endopeptidase activity. Gene Ontology annotation, biological process: proteolysis.